CUCAUCUUCACUCUAUCUGCCCAAGUAUGUUGUGUUUCGCCAAUGUUUGAGGCUGCAUUGCUAGCUGAUAUUAGAUCAUGCAGACUGUUCUCACAUCCAUGCACUCGCAGAUUGUACCACUGUUCACAACUACACACCAUCGUAUCCAGGUGAACAACACAUUUCCACGAACAUGGAGCCAAGAGACCAACAACAGAGAUAGAACACCUCCAUGUCGUAUUGACCUAAAUGCCGUAAACCUCCCGAUCAUACCCCUUCAGCCUCUCCUCCAACCGCUCCUCCAACCUCUCAAACCGUCCCACGACCUUCGUGACGUUCUUCUCCAGAUCUAUCAGUUUCUUCUCCAUGCCUUCCAACUUAUUCCCCAUGUCCUCCACCUUCUCCGUAAUCACACGGCUCUCCCGUCGCACUAUAGUCGCCUGGUUAUCGAGCGAGUUCUGAAACUUCCAGCGCACCGUGUCCGCCCAGAGUCUCCACCGUGCCAUCUGGUUGUGACCAUCGGCUAUCUUUUCGUCCACCAGUUGUCGGGUGCGCCGCUGGAAGGCGAGGUACCGAUAGUCAAGUGCUUCUGCACGGUGGUAGUAGUUGCGGUCAGGCAGGCGACGGCGCUUGCAAGGCUUUCGUCUCCGCACUGGAAUAGGUGGCUUUGGCUCCGUAGUUGUAGCACUCUCGCCAGGCUUCGCCGUGUCUUCCUUCGGGGCAGAUGUGACUUGUGGUGUCACGGUGGUUGUCGUAGACUCAAGGGCAUCACUGGAUACCGGAGGAGUUUGAUCCUCUAUGUCGAUACAUGCGCCCUGGAGAGCAUUUCGAAGACGCCGGGCCUUCUUUCGCCGGCGUGAGUUGAGUCGACACUGGGGCAUGGUGGACGAGUUGUGUGUGGGCGAUGAGGAUGAUGGGAGACGACGUAAAGAGUUAUCACCAAC
Ilyonectria robusta is the source of this 923-nucleotide messenger RNA. RefSeq lists its product as uncharacterized. The transcript is spliced from 2 exons. NCBI's taxonomy places the organism in Eukaryota, Fungi, Ascomycota, Sordariomycetes, Hypocreales, Nectriaceae. The record is from RefSeq and is a predicted model, not a curated record. The coding region runs from base 78 to 839 and encodes 253 amino acids.